ACAUGGACAAGAGACGCUACAUCCUGGAGCCCCCUGAGGUGAAGGACUACCUGCUGAAGGGAGACAGGUUCACCAAAUGGUCCGAGGAGUCCACAAAAACUGUUACUGUAACCAUGAAAAUGGACCCUAAGGGCUAUUACCUCUACUGGACCAACCAGAGCAAGGAGACAGAGUUUCUAGACAUCCAAACCAUCCGAGACACCAGAUCAGGGAAAUAUGCCAAACUUCCUAAACACCCAAAGGUCAGGAAUGUGUUCAACCUGGACUUCCCAGACAGUCACCAUCUGGCCAAAACCUUGACCAUUGUUUCAGGUCCAGACAUGGUCAAUCUGACCUACCACAACUUCUUUGCCUACAAAGAGAAAGUGACGCAGAACUGGGCUGAUGAUAUCCUGGCCAUAGCCUACAACCCUCAGAGAAACAACUCGUGCAGACAAGUCUUCCUGGACAAAAUGUAUGUUCGCAUCUCUCUUCACACCAACAAGGAUGGCAAGAUCCCUGUCAAACAUAUUUACAAAAUGUUUCCUGCUGACAAGAAGCGAGUGGAGAGUGCCCUGUCCUCGGCCCACCUCCCCAAAGGGAAGGGCGACACCAUGAAGCCGGACGUCUUCACCGAAGCUGCCUUCAAGUCCUUCCUGAUGAACCUGUGUCCUCGACCAGAAAUCUACGAGAUCUUCACCUCCUACUCUGCCAAGGCCAAGCCCUACAUGACCAAGGACAGCCUGGCCAAGUUCAUCAACGAGAAGCAGCGUGACUGUCGGCUGAACGAGGAGCUGUUCCCCCGGACCAGGCCGGACCAGGUCAAGGCCCUCAUAGAGAAGUACGAGCCAUGCUCCUCCAACGCCAACCGAGGUCAGAUAUCUCCCGAAGGCCUCCUGUUCUACCUGCUGGGCACUGAGACCUCUGUGGUGAUCCUGGACAAGCUGGCUCGCUGCCAGGACAUGAACCAGCCUCUUCCUCACUACCUCAUCAAGUCCUCCCACAACACCUACCUGACAGCCGGUCAGUUUUCCGGCGUUUCGUCCCCUGAGAUGUACCGCCAGUGUCUGCUGGCAGGGUGUCGCUGUCUGGAGUUGGACUGCUGGAAGGGGAAACCCCCAGAGGAGGAGCCAAUCAUCACCCACGGCUUCACCAUGACAACAGAGAUCCUGUUCAAGGAUGUGAUCGAAGCCAUUGCUGAGAGUGCCUUCAAGACUUCCCAGUAUCCUGUCAUCCUGUCCUUUGAGAACCACGUGGACUCGGUGAAGCAACAGGAGAAGAUGGCCAACUACUGUAAGACCAUAUUUGGAGACGCUCUGCUGACAGACCCCCUGGACAAGUACCCUCUGAAGCCAGGACAGCAGAUGCCCAGCCCAGCAGAGCUCAUGGGGAAGAUUCUGAUCAAGAACAAGAAAGGAAGUCAUGAGAAACCCAGCCAGAACAGCCCAAAGAAGACCCCACCACCCGACCAGAACACGUUGGCUCCUGCUGCGGACCCCAGCCAGCCUCCACCCCCCGCCUCCACCCAGGAGGGCCAAGAGGGCGAAGGGCCUUCGGAGGAGACGGAGGAACAGGAGGACCUGGACGAGCAGGAUGAGGAAAAGAUGAAGAACUCGGAUGAGGGGACAGCGGGACAGGAAGUGACGGCGUAUGAGGAGAUGUCUGCCCUGGUCAACUACAUCCAGCCCAACAAAUUCAUUUCUUUUGAGAACGCCAAAAAGAAGAACAGGAGCUAUUCCAUGUCAUCCUUUGUGGAGACGAAAGGAGAGAGUUUGAUCUCCAAAUCUGCUGUUGAGUUUGUUGAGUAUAAUAAGCGUCAGAUGAGCAGGAUCUAUCCUAAAGGAACCAGGAUGGACUCCUCCAACUACACUCCCCAACUGUUCUGGAACGCCGGCUGCCAGAUGGUGGCGCUAAACUACCAAACCAUGGAUUUCCCCAUGCAGCUGAACAUGUCUGUGUUUGAGUUCAACGGGAGAUCAGGUUAUCUCCUGAAGCAUGACGUCCUUCGACGCAGCGACAAGAAGUUUGACCCCUACUCUGACAGAAUAGACACCAUUGUUGCCAACACGCUGACCAUCAAGAUCUAUUCUGGCCAGUUCCUGUCUGACAAGAGCGUGAAGACAGGUGUGGAGGUGGAGGUCAUAGGGCUGCCAGGUGACCCCAAGAAGAAGUACCGCACCAAGUGGUCCGCCACACCAAACGCCAUAAACCCAGUGUGGAACGAGGAACCUUUUGUUUUUGAGAAGGUCUUGUUGCCUGACAUGGCCCACCUCAGGAUCGUGGUUCACGAGGAGAACGGCAAGUUUCUGGGGCACCGGAUCAUCCCCAUCGAGGUCCUGCAGUCAGGCUUCCAGCACAUCUGCCUGCGCAGUGAGAGCAACAUGCCGCUGUCUCUGCCAGCACUGUUUGUGUACAUUGAGGUCAAGGACUACAUCCCUGCUGCUUUCGCAGACUUUACAGACGCCCUGUUUAAUCCAACAAAGAAUUCGGAGAAGUCGACCAAGACACAGGAGUCUGCGGACUACGUCAGUCCGUACGAGUUGCCUCUCGUGGCCCAAACACUUACUGACAAAGCUCCAACUGCAGCAACACCAGAGCCCAACGCUCCAGCUGCCGCCAGCCCAGAGGAGGAUAACGUUAAGAUCCCAGAGGACCAGAUCCCCUCUCCUGCCCCAGAGGAGAACCUUCCGGAGGCUGCAGAACCCAACAUGGCCUCAGAUUCUCCCCAGGACAACCUCCCUGCAGAACCCAAUGGAGAACCUGACCCCACUCCCAGAACCGAGGAACCGCAUGUGGACCCCAUUCCUGAUCCUGCCUCCGAACCAGGAAGCACCACACCUGAGCCCCUCCCUGAUGCUAGCCCCUCCCCUGAUAGUGGACAGACAAUCGCAGCCAAUGAACCAUCCCCUCAAUCUGAAGCUUCUCCCACCAGCAUCCCUGACUCCACCCCAAACAGCGAGCCUGUCUCAGAGGACACACCCACCCCAAACAGUGACCUUGUGUCGGAGGACAAACCCACCCCAGAGAACGUUCCAGACACCGACACGAGUGUGGCUUUUGUCCCUGCUGCACCUGACCCCACGGAACCAGAAUCCAGCGCAGAGCUCGUCACCGUGACCCCUGAGGAGCUGAUUCAGCACAAGAGCUUCCUGAAGGUGACCAGGAGGCAGGAGAAGGACCUGAAGGAGCUGGACAGGAAGUUCCAGAAGAAGGAGGAGGAGCUACUGCAGAAGUACGCAGACACCUUCAAAAACCUGAAGAAGAAGAACUCGCUGAAGAAGAAAGAGGGGGAGGGAGACGUGCCGGACGGCGCCCCAGGGAAGGUGCGGGAGCACAAGGAGAGGCUGCAGGUGGAGCUGCGGACUCUGAGGAUGGAGAAGAUGGACCAGACAAAGAGGAGGAAGGAGCAGAACGCCACAGAGCAACUGGCCAAGCUGUUGGAGAUGGCCAUGGAGAGACACAGUAUGGAGUUGAGGCAGCUGGAGAGCCAAACCAAGGACACCAAGAAGAAAAGUGUGACAAAGCGCAGCGGAUCUGACAAGGCGAGACUCAGACGAGCGAUGAGCUGCGAGGUGCUGGAAGACUCUGCCCAGACAGACUCUGGGCAGACAACAGACAGCAGCCCUCAACAAGACUCUCUGGUGAAGCAACAGACCGCUAAUCUGGAGAGGAUCAAAGAUGUAGCAAAUCAGCUGAACCAAGAGGCGCUGAUGGAGCAGGCUGGGAAGAUCAGGUCACUUCCUGCGGAGGUGAGGGAGGCGGUGAACGCAUGCGUGGAGCCACACUUCCCCAGCCUGGUGGACGAGGGGGCGGGGCCUCCACAGGGGGGCGUCGGCUUCUACGGAGACGUUUUCCUGGGGUAGACACACGGGCCUCUCAUCUAGUUAUUAUGUCUCUCUACCUUCUCUACACUCUUCACUUGACCCUCUUCCCCUGAUCUCUCUCUCUCUCUCUUUCUCUGUCUCUCCCUCCCUCCCUCUCUCUCUCUCUCUCUCUCUCUCU
This is a messenger RNA of Hypomesus transpacificus, 3981 nucleotides long. RefSeq names its product phospholipase C, beta 2 (gene plcb2). Gene Ontology annotation, biological process: phosphatidylinositol-mediated signaling; lipid catabolic process. The record is from RefSeq and is a predicted model, not a curated record. The transcript has 32 exons. Lineage: Eukaryota; Metazoa; Chordata; Actinopteri; Osmeriformes; Osmeridae. The coding region runs from base 3 to 3842 and encodes 1279 amino acids. Gene Ontology annotation, molecular function: calcium ion binding; phosphatidylinositol-4,5-bisphosphate phospholipase C activity.